Molecule: messenger RNA, 1322 nt
Organism: Schistocerca gregaria
Lineage: Eukaryota; Metazoa; Arthropoda; Insecta; Orthoptera; Acrididae
Product: ankyrin-3-like
Exons: 4
Coding region: 79-1263 (394 amino acids)
Cellular component (GO): cytoplasm; nucleus
Molecular function (GO): protein binding
Source: RefSeq, a predicted model, not a curated record
CUCAGUCGGCGUGCCAGCGGUGUGUGCUGGCGUUCCUACAGAAGGGCAGGCGCUUGUGUACGCGACAGAAUCGACAUUAUGGAAGCCACAUACAAGGUUGAGACGGCCACGGCCACGCCCCUCGGAGACCUUCUAGAAGCCGGGGACAGCACCAUGGUGACGCUGGAUGCAGGCGCUACACGUCUGGUGGCGCACAGAGCCGUCGUGGCAGCCAGGAGCUCCGUGUUCUCCGCCAUGUUGCACGACGACACGCCAGAGGCCAGCAGUGGCCACAUCAGCAUCCCCGAUAUGGAGGGCCCGGUGCUCACACAGUUGGUUGCUUACAUGUAUACUCUUCAGAUACCCCAGCUGCCCACCAUGGUCUCCCAGCUGCUGGCUGUCGCUGACAGGUACGGUGUGUCAAAGCUGAAGACAGGAUGCGAGCAGCAGCUGGCGGCACAGCUGUCUGUGGAGAAUGCGGCAGCCACGGCUGUGCUUGCAGUGAGGUGGUCCUGCCCGAGCCUAACUGCAGCCACCCUAGCCUUCAUUAAGGCCCAUAACUUCCACGUGAUGGCUACACAGGGCUGGGCAGAUGCAAUGCGCACAGCCCCUGAAGAUUUGAUCGAAGUCAGUCGCCUACUUGCUGAGUCACCAGCGGAAACCAGUUUGCCAGCCACUGUGGAGAACAGGCCCACCCCCACCACAGCGCCACACACAGACCACAGUGGGACUCCUGUCGCUGCUGUGUCGCCCACAACUGCCCGCCACCCUGCUCCACAUGAUGACGUCACCAUCUCUCACAUGAGGAGUCUUUCUGGAGAGGACAAAGGAAGGAGGUUAAUCCAGGCAGCACAGGAGGGGGCUCUGGAGGAGGUGAGGGCGCUGCUCGCUGCAGGUGCGGACGUGGGGGCGAGGGAUGGAGACAAGAGAACCGCCCUGCACAGGGCAGCGUGGGAGGGGCACGUGGAUGUUGCGAGGAGUCUGGUGCAGGCAGGAGCAGAGGUGAACGCCAGGAACAUCAGGCAGAACAUGCCUCUGCACUCAGCUGCAGCGAGGGGCCACACGGCUAUGGUACAACUGCUGGUGGCCGCCUCUGCUGAUCCCAAUGCCAGGGGUAUGGGUGAGUAUACACCGCUCCACUUUGCGGCAGAUCGUGGGUACCCCGGGGCGGCAGCUGUGCUGGUGGACGCAGGAGCCGAGAUCUGGGCCAGAAAUAAUUGGGGUUACACCCCACUGGAACUCGCCCAGCGCAACUAUGACCUACUGGUAGAUUUACUAUCAUGAAGCUUGCAGUCCUAUGAACAUCAUCUGGAGCACAACCAAUAAACGUUUGCUACAUGACA